Gongylonema pulchrum is the source of this 348-nucleotide messenger RNA. NCBI's taxonomy places the organism in Eukaryota, Metazoa, Nematoda, Chromadorea, Rhabditida, Gongylonematidae. The record is from the annotation of a GenBank genome assembly.
AUGACCAGUAAAAUGACCGAUUCAGCCGAUACAACAUUUUUGGCUAAACUGUUUCCGGUCCGACUAUUACUUCUUCUUUCCGGCACCGCAACAUUAGGUCUAGUUAGUAGCUACGAGAAUUAUGAUAUCCUGGAUGGCGAUGUUAUUAAUCUUCCAAUUGGUAAAUUUCCGGAACCGGAAUGCAAAUAUCAUGUACGCUAUCGGGAUCGCAAUGGUUCCGAGCUAAAAAGGCAAGUUGAAAUUGGCGAGCCCGUUUACCAUCACUGGACGUGCAGCUAUGGUCAGCAGCAUACCAGCCUCUACUGUAUUUUAGUUAAUAACUGUACAGUUUCAAAUUCUCGACCACUG